UUAUGACUUUAAUUUACCCGAGAAGCAAAUGGGGUCGAUGUCACGUGACCGGUUUCGGAAGCGUCUAUUGGUUGAGUGUCAAGCCUCGUAGACGUUCAACCACACACGUCCGUGAACACGUUUCGUGUCGGUUUAUUAUCGUCCUCGUCUGUUUGUGGGAUUGAUUCCUCGGCUGGGGAGCUAGGACUGGCUGUUAAAGGGCCAGAGGAUGUGGAAGGUGGUGUCUCUGAUCUUGCCUCUGGUCAUGCUAUGUGCCCAGGGGGCCAGCGGCAAGGAGGAGCAGGAGGCACAGCAUGUUGGCCAUGUUUCAGUGGUAAUAGUGGGAGGCACAGGGGACUUGGCGAAGAAGUACCUGUGGCAAGGUUUUUUCCAGCUGUACAUCAAUGAGGUUAGCAGCGGGUAUACCUUUUCCUUCUAUGGCGGAGGACUGUCGCCUGAAGCCAAGGCCACACCAGCUCUUUUUGAGAUCCUUAAGGGUGUGUCCUGUCCGGAGGACGUACCCGUGGAGCAAUGUGCCCUGCUAAAAGAACAGUUCCUGCGGCUAUCAAAAUACUGGCAGCUGAAGACCACAGAAGAGUAUCUGGCUCUGGCUAAGCACAUUGAUCAGGAACUCAAGGAAGAGGGCAUGAAGGAGGCUGGCAGGCUCUUUUACCUUUCAGUGCCCGCCUUUGCAUAUGCAGAUGUUGCUGAUAAGAUUAACAGUAGUUGCAGGCCAGUCAGCGGGGCAUGGCUGAGGGUCGUGUUCGAGAAACCCUUUGGCCAUGACUUCGGCAGUGCACAAACACUAUCAACUCAGCUCAGAAACUCGCUAAAGGAGGAGGAAAUGUACAGGAUUGACCACUACUUGGGGAAACAGGUCGUUUCUAAGAUACUUCCGUUCAGAAAAGAGAACAAGAAGUUUCUAGAUCCCAUCUGGAACACGCACCAUAUUGAAAGAGUGGAGAUUGUGUUAAAAGAGACCCUGGAUGUUAAAGGCCGCAUUCCCUUCUAUGAUCAGUAUGGAGCGAUCAGAGAUGUUCUCCAGAAUCACUUGACAGAGGUCAUGACCCUGUUGACCAUGAGGGUGCCACAGAAUCUGAGUGGCAGUGAAGUUCUCCAGAACAAACUGCAAAUCUUCAGUUCCUUGUACCCCUUGGGGAGGCAUCAAGCUGUCAUAGGCCAGUACCAGGCUUACAACGCAGAGGUCCAGAAGGAGUUGAACAAGACCAAGGAUUACCACAGUUUCACACCAACCUUUGCUGCGGUAAUUGCACACAUUGAUAUGGCCCAGUAUGAUGGAUUGCCGAUCAUAGUGACCUCAGGGAAGAUGUUAGAUGAGCGGGUGGGGUACGCACGAGUUCUUUUCAAAAAUGACGUUUUUUGCAUUCAGAACUCUGACAACAUUCAUUGCAAAAGAAAACAAAUUGUUUUUUACUUUGGCCAUGGCAGCCUUCAACAUCCAGCAAUUCUAGUAACUAAAAAUCUGUUCAAGCCAUCUCUAAUAGACAGUGAUUGGAAGGAAGUGACACAGCAUAAAGAUGUUGAUAUUUUAGGCUUGCCUGUCUCGGACUAUUAUAUACAAGCUCCAAAAGUGGAGAGGGAUGCUUAUGCAGAACUCAUCAGCCAAUUUUUUGCUGGACGAAAGGAUAGCUUCAUUAGCACUGAAAACCUCCUGGCCUCCUGGGGCUUGUGGACACCACUGCUGGACAGCCUGGCCCAAUCUUACCCUCGCAUCUACCCUGGGGGUGUAGACAAUGGGAACCUACUGGACUUCCACCUAAAAGGAAAGGAGCUCAAGUAUGCCAGCGAGGCGGUGGUCAUGAUCAUGCCUGACAAACUGCAGGGCUCGACAACAGACAAUUACCACGUGAUGCAAGGCAAGUUUCGCAGCGCUGACAUGGUGUCCGCCUGGGCUGAAGAACUCGUGGAGCAGCUAGCUGUAGAUCUGCAGGCAGCGGCUGAGGCAGCAUUGAAUGAGGGGGGUGUCUUCCAUCUUGCCCUCUCAGGAGGCUCCAGUCCACUGGCCCUAUUCCAAAGGUUAGCCCAACAUCACUUCUCCUUCCCGUGGAGGGACACCCACCUAUGGAUGGUGGAUGAACGCUGUGUGCCCCUCACAGAGCAGGAGUCUAACUUUCACAAUUUGCACAACCUCCUGCUCCAGCGUAUCAGGAUACCAUAUUACAACAUUCACCCGAUGCCCGUGCAGCUCAACCAGCGUUUAUGUGUGGAGGAGGAUGGAGGAGCUCUGCUCUAUGAAAAAGAGAUCACGCAGUUAGUGAAUGGCUCCAGCUUCCACUUUGUAAUCUUAGGUGUAGGCUAUGAUGGUCACACAGCCUCCCUGUUCCCUGGUGGUAAAGUGGAUGGCCACGCGGACAGUCUGGUGGUACUCACCGAGAGCACCAUUAAACCCCACCAGCGUAUGAGCCUCACUCUCAAGGCUAUUAACCGUGCCCAUAAUGUUGCCCUGUUGGUUAUGGGUAAGGGCAAGCAUGAGGUGAUCACCCAGCUGAGUCGGGUCAAAGACGACCUAAACAAAUGGCCUGUCACUGGGGUUCAUCCUACUAAUGGCAGGCUUGUGUGGUACAUAGACUAUGAUGCACUUUUAGGAUAGGAGUUACCGAUCAAGCUGUCUGGUCUUUGACACAUGACAAAUUUUCUUGCAAAUCGACUUGAAUGGUAAAGUUUGACCAAGAAUGCACAUAAUGGGCCUGACCCUACAUGUACUGAGCCUCAACACCUUUACGGAGAAGCCAAAUGGUAACAGCUUCUUCCUCUUUGACUAAAAUAAUAAUAAGUAUGCAAAAAAGACCUAGGUCGAAUUAUGUUUUCAAUUUUCAUAUGUUUAUUUUAACCAAGUUGGGUACCGGGUGAGUGGGGGUUGCCACAAAAAAAAAAAAAUCCAGUGUGCGUCAGAACGUUUGAAGUAUCACAGGAAAUUAUUUGAAUUAAUUUAUGGUGUACUUUACUGCAGCUUACAUUAUAUGGAUGACCAAAAAAAAAAAAGUGUGGAAAAUGAUUAGCAAAUACAGUUUGAUCCAGGUUAUGUGGGUUUUGUUUGUGAUUAAAGUCACGUAUUCCAUGCGAGAUUUCAGGUGAAAAUUAGAAACUGUUUGCAAAUGUACAAUCAGUACUUCAAUCUUUACUGCUGGAUGGGACGUUUUACUGAUAUUGAGAUGAGUAGGAGGAACCUCCCUCCUACGCUUCUCAUUGCUGAGAGGAAAAGUAGGUCUGUGUUUGGCCGUGGAAACAACAGUUUAUACAUUUAUUUACUGGUACCGAACUCAUAAUGGUAUGAUAUAACACUAUGGUGCCUUAAACUAGUAUGUGUCAAAUGCCUCAGACCUUUGUAAUACAAAUCUGGACGGUGCUGUAAGACUUUGACUAUCUGGUGUUUGGCCAGAAGGCACAUUGCAGCGCAAGUGCACUUUGACAUUGAUGCCACAACCACUGCUUUAAUUGUGAGUAAAUGUACUGAACUGGUUCACUUGUGGAUAUGGACUUUCUCUCACUUCAAGAGGAGCAAUACCAAAUCCCAGCAUUCACGUGUCAUUACGAUGCAUUUAUUUAGUCUUCUAUUGGUGAACAUUCACUACAGUUUCCUGCAGCUGGAAAUGAGAGAGAGAGAUGUUUUGUACCGAGAAUGAGUGAUUGCACAAAAGAAUAUUGUGGGUGUGAAAAUAAAGGUGUCUGUUUUUUUUUUAUAUCCACAAAUGAGUUGUUUAGAAGUCCAAGAACGACUGUCUUGUCUGCAUAUGUGUACCUAUAAUGUGCAUGAUGGUGGGGGGAUGAGCUCUUGCUGUGUACAUGGUGUAAAUGGGCUGAGAAUACCUUUGUUUCCGUGUUUGUAAUGGGAGCGGGAGACAGUGAGUUGUCAACCUUUGCUGUUUGAGGUCUUUUGCUGGGUGAUAAUGGAAAAUACUAUCAUGAUAAUCACAGAUUUACAAUACCGAUAUACACUGAUGAGCUUUGCUGGGUGAUAAUGGAAAAUACUAUCAUGAUAAUCACAGAUUUACAAUACCGAUAUACACUGAUGAGCUUUGCUGGGUGAUAAUGGAAAAAUACUAUCAUGUUAAUCACAGAUUUACAAUACCGAUAUACACUGAUAAGCCUUGCUGGGUGAUAACGGGAAAUACUAUCAUGAUAAUCACAGAUUUACAAUACACUGAUGAGCCAAAACAUUAUGACCACCUGCCUAAUGUGCUGUUGGUCCUCCGUGUGCCACCAAAACAGCGCUGACCCAGGCUGGGCAAUAUAUCGAUAUUAUAUCGAUAUCAUGAUAUAAGACUGGAUAUCAUCUGGGACUUUGGAUAUCGUAAUGUCAUGAUAUGACAUAAGUGCACCUUUUCCUGGUUUUAAAGGCUUCAUUACUGUAAAGAGAUGCAUUUUUCUCUGAACUUAUUAAGACUGUUCUGUUAUAUGUCUCUCUCUACCUGUUUAGACAUCCUGUCCACAUCACUAAUGAGUGUUUGUCAAAAAUGUCAUUUUGUAAAUAUUUUAUGAGAGCACCAAUAGUCAUCUCUACAGUAUCGUCAAAAUAUCGGUAUCAAGGUAUUCGCUAAAAAAUAUCGUGAUAUUUGAUUUGGUCCAUAUCGCCCAGCCGUACCACCGAGGCAUGGACUCUACAAGACCCCUGAAGGUGUCCUGUGGUAUCUGGCACCAAAACAUUAGCAGCAGAUCCUUAAAGUCCUGUAAGUUGUGAGGUGGAGCUGCUGUGGAUCAGACUUGUCGGUCCAGCACAUCCCACAGAUGCUCAAUCGGAUUGAGAUCUGGAGAAUUUGGAGGCCAGAGCAACACCUUGAACACGUCAUCAUGUUCCUCAAACCAUUCCUGAACAAUGUGUGCAGUGUGGCAGGGCGCACUGCACACUCCCUACACCAGCUUGUGGCCUUCCCACAAUGCAUCGUGGUGCCAUCCUGGUGCGCUGUUUAUCUGGUGCCCCAGGUAAACAGCUCACAUGUGCCAUCCAUGUGAUCUAAAAGAAAACGGGACUCAUCGGAUUAGGCGACCUUCUUCCACUGCUCCAAGGUCCAGUUCUGGUGCUUGCGUACCCAUUUUAGCCGAUUUUGGUGGUGGACAGGGGUCAUCAUGGGCACUCUGACCAGUCUGCGUUUACACGGUCCCAUACUCAGCAGGGUGUGAUGCACUGUGUGUUGUGACAUAUUCCUCCCAUAACCAUCAUUAAAACUUUCUGUGAGUUGCGCCACGGUAGAGCUUCUGUUGGUUCGGACCAGAUGGGAUAGCCUUCAUUACCCUAGUGCAUCGAUUAGCCUUGGGUGCCCAACAUGCUGUCGCCACAGCCCAUUGUCAGUAGGUGCUCACCACUGCUGACCCCACAAGCCUGGCCAUUUCAGAGAUGCUCUGACCCAGUCGUCUGGCCAUAACAGUUUAGCCCUUGUCAAAGAUGCUCAGGUCUUUACUCCUGCCCAUUUCUCCUGCAUCCAACAUGUGGACUACAAGAACUGAUUGUUUGCUAACCAUCUAAUCUAUCCAGCCCUUGACAUGUGCCCUUGUUAGGAGAUGAUCAACAUUAUUCAGGUCACCUAUGAGUGUUCAUCAUGUUGUGGCUCAUCAGUGUGUAUAUCAUGAUAUCUGAUUUCGUAUGCAAAAAUGCCAUAUUUGAGAACUGAUGUUCAUCACAUUGAACUGGUUGGUAUGUAAGGUAUAACAUCAAGCCAAAACUAGUUUUCAAAUAUUACUUUCAAAAUAUUUCUUACUUAAUUUUGUGAGAAAUCCCAGGCAACAUAUCAUCAUUAACAUUAAUUUAGACAACAAAAUUGUGUAUCACGAUGUGACAAUAGCCACAUUCAUCCCAAUGCAGUACCAUUGAAAUAUGAUAAAACCAUAAUAUUGAAUUAUUGCCCAGCCUUACUUGAGGUCCGUUGCCGGGGAAAUCGUGACUAGUCGCAUUACAGACUGGAAUCUGAAUUUCUUUCAUAAUGUCCCGUGGCAUAAGAAAAUAAUGUACACUUCUAUUCAUUACAGCCUUUAUUAAAAAAAUCUAUAUGUUGUUGGUCUUUGACCCCACAACAACUUCCAUAAUACUUUUAGAUUUUAUCUGAUCAGCUGCGGCAGAGGGGGUGAAUCCAUGCGAGGCGAUGUGAUGGUGUCAAACAGUCAAAGGUUCAUUUGGUACUUUUGGAAGUAAUAGAUAAUGUCUUUAGCCUACUUAUGUUUGCACUGGUUGUCUUUUUUUUUUAAAUCGCUUUGUGCACUGGGUAGUCUGCUGUCACCUCAUGAUCAAUAAACACCAAGUUUUGACUGUUUAUCUUUUAA
This is a messenger RNA of Lampris incognitus (smalleye Pacific opah), 6252 nucleotides long. It is a transcript of the gene h6pd, whose product is annotated as hexose-6-phosphate dehydrogenase (glucose 1-dehydrogenase). Gene Ontology annotation, cellular component: endoplasmic reticulum. NCBI's taxonomy places the organism in Eukaryota, Metazoa, Chordata, Actinopteri, Lampriformes, Lampridae. The transcript is spliced from 5 exons. The record is from RefSeq and is a predicted model, not a curated record. Gene Ontology annotation, molecular function: glucose-6-phosphate dehydrogenase activity; 6-phosphogluconolactonase activity; NADP binding. Gene Ontology annotation, biological process: pentose-phosphate shunt; glucose metabolic process; pentose-phosphate shunt, oxidative branch. The coding region runs from base 209 to 2590 and encodes 793 amino acids.